This is a messenger RNA of Hirsutella rhossiliensis, 2226 nucleotides long. Its product is annotated as RNA polymerase i-specific transcription-initiation factor domain-containing protein. Gene Ontology annotation, molecular function: RNA polymerase I transcription regulatory region sequence-specific DNA binding; RNA polymerase I general transcription initiation factor binding. NCBI's taxonomy places the organism in Eukaryota, Fungi, Ascomycota, Sordariomycetes, Hypocreales, Ophiocordycipitaceae. Gene Ontology annotation, cellular component: RNA polymerase I core factor complex. Gene Ontology annotation, biological process: nucleolar large rRNA transcription by RNA polymerase I. Bases 1 to 2226 code for a protein of 741 amino acids. The transcript has 5 exons. The record is from RefSeq and is a predicted model, not a curated record.
AUGAUUAAGAACCGCCGGCUUGCCGACCUCGAACUUGGUCAUCCUGGCCUUCUGAGCUACAUUCCCGCCGAGAAUCCCGAGCUUGGUCCUGGCUUGCUGCAUACGACCAGACUCACAACCGGCACCCUACGCUUUGACAUUGUCGGCUCGUCCGCUGAGCUCUAUCCGCCAUCCAGAACCGCGAAUCCCUGUGUUUCAUCCCAGCUCUGGAGAGAGCGCCAACUUCAGCGGCGAUGGCUGCUCAACACCCACCCCGAGGCCUUCAUGGGCAACCAGUCCUUCCAGGGCUACCUCAAGGAAGACAUGGAGCGCUUCAGAAGAGCAGAGGAGACGAUUAGGCGCCGGCCGUUGCUCGCAGUCGGUCUCAUGUCUGACCUGAGAGAUGCACGAGCCCCCAAAGCAAUGUCGCUGCUCGCUGUCGCGGCUGGAGAGUCUGGCGAGCAGCUGCGGCUCACACGCAUGGAUGAGACGCAGUGGCAGUGGGGAGCGGAGACAGAAGCCGUCCUGCAUCUGUCCGUCAUCGACUCUGAUUACAAGGAGGAGGAGGCCCUGUGGGCCACGGACGCGGUGCCCAUCUCGCAAGUCAAAGCUGCGACGUACUCUUCCCCGAGCAACUCUGUCCGAUGGCUCUUGGUGCAGAAACCAACUUGGACGGCUAUUCUUCAGCCCGAAUACCAUCCGUAUCAUGUACCGGACGAUGACGCGGCGGGCGAUCCGACUCAUCAGCGGGCGUCAUACAUCAACCCAAACCCGCUGCUGACCCUGCAUCACCACCAGACGGGUGGUAACGCGCAUUCCGAUGUGAGCUUCAAUCCACCAGCGCUCAAACGCCCGCCGCAACUGGCCGUCCUGGACGAAUGUGGCUACUGGACAAUCUGGAACGUGUCGGGGACCUGGAAAAUCGACAAGAAAACGCUGCGUCUAUCCCAGUACAAAUGUGGCCACAUUUACUCUAGCCACCUGCAGCGCGGCCCCAACUUUUAUCAAGUCAGCAUUCUAGGAGAAGAUCUCUGCGUGCGCUAUUGCGUCUGUACAACAUCUACCGACCCAACGUUUGAUGUUUCCCUGCCUACGACGCGAAUCGGGUGGUCGAGAAGCGAGCAGCGGCGGCGCUGGAAAAAGAAGCGCAAACGAUUUCUGCGUCGCCUGGAGGACGCAUUUGUUCUCCCGGACAGCAUGGGCGAAGCCGACAUGGAGUCUGCUCUCGUGGAGACGGACGAGGUGGGGGCACAGGAUUCUGGAGAUGACUCGUCCUGGGAGCCACGACCUGUUCUUUUGAAGCUUGUUCGGAUCUCCCAAGCUAUCCGCGAAGGACUCGUUCUAGCCGCAGCACAAAGGGAACCCCUGGUGCCGGCCACGGUUUUCGAUGCUGUCUAUGCCGUGCUGGAGGAUGGGCUACUCAAUGGCAGCCUGCCUCUAACGACAUGGGCGGAAAUAGCCGACGACCUCGAACAGCCAACGGCAUACCAGGCGGACGACGACGCCAUGGGGGGUGCAGAUAGCUUGCUUAAGUCUACAGCGGGCAACUUGAGCGAGGAGCUUGAGCAGGUCUGGAAUAUUUGGGUGUCCGAGGUUGUCAGAGAUGUUUUCCUGUCCAGCUAUGGAGCGAUGGUUCAGGACGUGCCUUUGCUGGGGGCUGGUAGCCCUAAGGCUGGAGACGAAGACAAGUCGACGGCAUAUCCCAGCCAGUUGUCGAGUCGCAGCCCGCGCAUCACCCCGUCGUCUCAGCUUGAGCCCUCUUCAAGUGCCUCUCUCCCAUCGACGUCUGCGGAUUCCGCCAUGCAGCGACUGAAGCUCCUUACCACGUCUCUUGAGCCGGCGAAGCUCGGGAACGCCAAAUGCCCCAAGUUUUUUUCAUACUGGCCAACGGAGCGUGGGGUCGAUACUCGUGACUACGUUUCGAGCGUCGCAAUAUCGACCGAGGAAAAGUUCCAAGACGCCAAGGACCGGCUGCAGAGGAGGGAAGCCAAGCGCAAGGCUCUGGCAGAGCGAUAUAAGCGACCAGCUUUCAUGCGGCAGGGCUUCCCUAUGAGCGACGGGCCGGGGCAGGACGCAGCCAGUCUCCCGCUGAGGCCGCCUCCGAUGCAGAUCAUGUCGAGCCAGCAGGCGGCGCCCGAGUCGUCGCAGACGCAGGGGCCAUGGGUGACGAUGAGUCAGCCCGUGGCGGGUGCGUUUGGAGACAGGAAGAAAGGGAAGAAGGGGAAGCGGAAGAGCGGCUUCAGAUGA